CCCGGAGCCCCUUUCCCCCCUAGCAAAGUUUCGUGUCAUCCUCCACUUUCUCAUUAUAGAAUCUCACAGCUGCCAAGUUUGGAAGACGCAGGUCUUUUGGUACCUUUGUUUAGCCUCUUGCACCUUAUCAAUGAAUGCUUUCCCUCUGUUCAUGAGUGAAUAGAUAUGUCUCGGCACCAAAAGCUCCGUCCCAAGUCACAUAUUCCGGGUUAUUCAAACGGAGUAUAUGAUUUAGCAGGAGGUGCACCAUUCUUAGAUCUUGAAUACACUCAAGGCGCUUCGGAAGAGAAGCGGGAACAACGCGUCUUCCGGGUCAAGCGCAAACAUGUCUUGAAGGCCUGUGACCGAUGUAGGGUUAAGAAGACCAAGUGCGAUGGGAAACAGCCAUGUAACCGAUGCUCGACGCAUAAUCACCCAUGUCUCUUCCGGGAGAGGAAGGCCACCCAGGCUAAAGUUUAUUCUCGAGGGUAAGAAUGCUCUUUUUGAUAUUCCCAUCUCCGUUGUUUGUAUAUGGAUGCUACCUUCUCUGGAAUCACCGAUUCUCUGACUGUACGCCACGUGAUCACCAGGUUUGUGGAAAUGCUGGAGUCUCAUCAUUCACUAGUGGUGAAAGCAUUGCAGAAGCUGUACAAGUACUGUGUGAAUAGAGAAGGAUUCCCGGGAGAGCCUCUAGUGGAAGCUGCAGACGGCAAUCCUUUGACUCAUGCCAUCCUUGACCGUCUAGGGUUGAUCAAACAGGCAGAGGAGACCCUGGACGAGCCUGAAGACCCGGAGAAUCCACAGUGCACAGGGCUUCAGUCCACUUCAGGAGAUAGCAGUGCGACGACAGACUCGUCUUCAGAACCGAGAUCACCUCCAGACCCUCCCCAAAGCAGUUGCAACACCGCCAGCUCAUCACCGGGUCUUCUUCAUGAUAACAAUUAUAACGAUAACGACGAUAUAUUGAAAUGGGAUUUCCGAUUAAUGCAACCGGAGCAGUACGUCGAGUACCCCGGUUUCGGGUACAACGGGACAAUGCCCUCGCGACCAUCGUUUAUGGGAACGACCAGUUUAGCUGCCGACGCAAUGUACCCGGAGCUCAGCCCUUCGGUACCAAACUGCGAGCAGCCAUAUCCGUUCUACUUAGAAAGCAGUUGCACGAGAGUUGAUCUUCGGCCCGGAUUGAUGUCGAGGCCGGGUUCACAUGCAAUAGCAGCUGGGCUGCCUGUUGAAAUUUAUGCCCUUGGGGAGUUUCAGCUCCCAUUUCAGGAGCAGCAAUUCUAUUCGGCUCCUCCUAAUACUGAACCUUUCUUGGAUUCUCAUUGGAAUACCAACAACUUCCACCAAGACCCAAAUGUCCAGCAGUGAAAGCUCGUUUGCGUUCCAAUCCAGGUUGCAUGACUCGCAACAACAUCGCCUCCACUAAGUUCGAGGCAUCUAUGGGCAGAGCUGAGGCACUGUGAUGAGGCGUUCACUCUGCGUGUCUUAUGACGCAACCUGUCGUCCGCUCGGGAGCAGUUUCCAGGUGCCGUUCAUUGAAAUCUAUUUUGUUGGCAGUAUCAGGAAUCUGCCUCGAGGGAUAUCAAAUGUGUUUCCAGAGUAGAGUUCUGGCUAUGAGAUACGAAUGAAUGAAUCACGCUUCGAUUCAAGCCUUCUUCCUUAACGGACCGACAUGUAGCCGCCUCCUGCCCUGACCCCGAGCCCUAAGCCCUAAGCCAUAGCAGAUCACACAUGACUAGGAUAGUCUUAGCACCACUGUAGAUUUAGAGUGUAAAACAAUUAC
Messenger RNA from Monascus purpureus, 1762 nucleotides. Lineage: Eukaryota; Fungi; Ascomycota; Eurotiomycetes; Eurotiales; Aspergillaceae. The record is from the annotation of a GenBank genome assembly.